AAAAAGAAUUGUGAGUCCACUACGGAGAUGUCCCGUAAUAAGAAGGUUUAAAAUGAAUAUUUUUAUAUGGACAGGACUACUACAACAACAGAGCUAUGACAAGUUUGCUUUAUUUUUAAUUUAUUUCUGGUUGCUCGUCUGCAGCUGUUACAGAACAAAGAAGAGUUUAAUAUAGGAGUGAAAGAGGCUAAACUACCGGAGCUUCAAAUAGACAGAAUGAACAGCCGUUCUGGCUGUAUUAUAAUUUAUCUCAGAUUAACUUCAUAAAAAACAGCCUUAAAGACUCAGACAUGACUUCAGGUAAUCGGCCUGCUGGAUUCGCACUGAAUACCAGGACUAUCGGAGACUAAACAUGGAUGUUUUUGUUGAAUCCGGACUACAGGCUGUUCUUAUCACCGCAGAGUCUGUUUCCCUCGGGGCUGAUUCUCUUCUCCUGCUCGACUUCCUGUGACACUUUUCCCUCCUACGUUGCUCCACAAGUCAGAUUGUACACGUAGCUGCUAGGACCGGCUGAGCGACUGCACAGGGACACGGUGUCUCCAGUCAUGUCCCGGUCCGUUCGGCGGUACAAGUCUCUGCAGCAGAGCACCGGCGGCGGCUCUCUGCCCGGCUGUGACCGGGUGCGGAUGCCCCGGGCCCGGUUGCUGCUGCUGUGUCUCCUCGGUGUGCUGGUGCUGGCGGUGGUGCUGGGAGUCUACCUGUCCAACGACACCGCAAGUAGAGAUGUGAACCGCAUGCCUGCAGCGGAUUUAACCAAAGACAGGCUGUCCCACAAACCCAGUAAGUGCUCUGCUGCUCAGAUCCGCCGUCUGGCCUCUCAGGUGGACGGCGCUCGCCUGUGGGAGACUCACCUGCGUCCCAUCCUAAUAGAAAGACUGCCGGGGACACAAGGCAGCCUGGCUGUACAGCAGCACAUCACCUCCACUCUGUCCUCGCUGUCUGCCGGCUGGUCCAUAGACCUGGACUCCUUUCAGUCCCCCACCCCCCGUGGCCAGGUCACCUUCACCAACGUCAUCGCCACUCUGGACCCGUCAGCCCCUCGGAGGCUGCUCCUGGCCUGCCACUAUGACUCCAAGGUCCUGCCCCCAGAUCCCCGCGCUCCAGAGAAGGUCUUUCUCGGGGCCAGUGACUCUGCAGUGCCCUGCGCUAUGAUCCUGGAGCUUGCCACCUCUCUGGAUGCUCAGCUUAGAUCAUUCAAACAGCAGAAAUUUCCAGUGUCUCUGCAGCUGGUGUUUUUUGACGGCGAGGAGUCAUUUGAAGAGUGGACCGCCACCGACUCCCUGUACGGCUCCCGUCACCUCGCCGAGCUCAUGGCGAAUACGCCUCACCCCGCAGCCUCCUCGCACGCCAACAUGCUCCAGGCUGUGGACCUCUUUGUGCUCCUAGACCUGCUCGGUGGUCCUGAUCCACUGAUUGCGAAUCAUUUCGAUAACACAGCUCGCUGGUUUGACCGCCUGAUUGCUGCAGAGAAAAGGCUCCAUCGACAGGGUCUCCUGAUGUCUCACCCCUCAGAGCAGACAUAUUUUAGGAAGGACGUGUAUCUUGGGCCUGUGCAGGACGAUCACAUCCCCUUCCUCCAUAAAGGGGUCCCCGUGCUGCACGUCAUCGCCACACCCUUCCCACAGUUCUGGCACACACUGGACGACACCGAGGAGAACAUGCACCGUCCGACGGUGGAGAACCUGACGAAGAUCAUGGCCGUGUUUGUGGCAGAAUACCUGGGCUUCUCAACCUAGAACACAAAUACCUGUGGCGAAGGAUUGAUCAGAAACGACCAGGCGCACAAGAGGUGGAGGAUCCUGGUUGAUAAUUUUCCGUUAGAGCAGCUGAACUUUACCAAAGACUUGUCUCUGCUGGACUGAUUCAUGUUACAGACGAGCUUUUUACUGUACUGGACUCUACUGUACGAGCUAAUCUUACCCGACGAGCAGCUGGGGGAAAAUGUCUGUGAAUUUAAAAGGACUUUAAAUUUUAGUUUUGAUCCUGUGAGGAAAAAAAUAAGCCUUAUUAGCCUUAUUAAUUAUUUUCCCCAUAAAUAUGAAUGAGAUGCACUUUGUUUUAAUCAGCUGAGCAGCAGUGAGACGGUGAUGGAUGGUUUGCUGAAGUCUGUGACAAUACUUACAAUCCUUGACGAGCCUCGGAUGUUGUUAAACGAACCUUAAUUCAAGAACAGUGCAAUGAAGUUAAAAUGACUUUAUUCAGUUUCUCUUACAGUUAUGUGACAUUCUGGGACGUCAAAAACACUGAUAAAUUCUGUGACAUCUUCGCAGCGUGGUCCUUUUCAACAAACUGUAAUUGUUACACAUGUCUCAGUGCGAUGGAGCGGAGAUCUACUGCAGGGUUUUACAUCACAUCUGUGAACUCAUCUGUUGAACUGGAUCCAGCCAUAUGAGUCUUACCUUUAAUGUCUGUCAUUUAUGGUGUUCUGUAUAUUUGUUCGAGUCACAGUGCAGUGUCUGUAAAGUCCGGUUUUGGUUAAUAAAAUUGACUUUACAUUAGA
Molecule: messenger RNA, 2500 nt
Organism: Mugil cephalus (flathead mullet)
Lineage: Eukaryota; Metazoa; Chordata; Actinopteri; Mugiliformes; Mugilidae
Gene: qpctla
Product: glutaminyl-peptide cyclotransferase-like a
Exons: 7
Coding region: 546-1736 (396 amino acids)
Molecular function (GO): glutaminyl-peptide cyclotransferase activity; zinc ion binding
Source: RefSeq, a predicted model, not a curated record